UCGACGUGGGUAGAUGUGUUUAACAAAAGACAAAGCGGAUUCUAUUUUAACUACGUAUAAAAAGUGGUUGUGAUAUUGAACUUAGUGUUUUAAAGGACAUUGUGAUUGUGUUGCCUGUACCACUAUAUCGGAGAUGGUGAUCCUCGGCCGGUCGGAGAUGUCAGAGGGCCAAUCGGAGUGGGACAUCAACGACGCGGUGGUGCCGCGUGUAAGCAGCUUCGACAGCUUCGGCGAGUGGUGCGACGGCCACGUGCGCCGCGUCUACCCGCCCGGCUGUGAAGAAGCGCGUCGGCACGCCUCCGGCUGGGCCAUGCGGAACACCAACAACCACAACGUCCACAUACUCAAGAAAAGCUGCCUUGGCGUGCUCGUGUGCUCUGCCAGAUGUCGACUGCCUGAUGGGUCGAGGGUGCAUCUCAGACCAGCCAUCUGUGAUAAAGCACGGAAGAAACAACAAGGUAAACCGUGUCCAAACCGACUAUGCAACGGCGGUCGUCUUGAGGUCCAGCCGUGCCGCGGCCACUGCGGGUACCCGGUGACGCACUUCUGGCGGCAUACCGAGCACGCGAUAUUCUUCCAAGCGAAGGGCGCGCAUGACCACCCCCGACCCGAAGCCAAAGGCGCGAGCGAGGUCCGGAGGUCCAUCGGCGCGGGGAGACGAGUGCGAGGUCUGGCGCUGCUGCUAGCGCGAGAGGCGGCUAUUGCCGACAAACUGCUCACAGGGAAACAAGAGAAACAGAUGCCACAAAAGAUUGUCACCACUACACAUCUACAGCCGCCGCCGCUAAUACCUGACAACCAAAGAGCUUUAACAUGCGCGUGCGGUCCAUUUGAAUGCACCUGCCGAUGGAGAGCAGAGGUGCCAGUCGAUCCGUACGUCAACAACACAUGGCCUGCGGAGCCCCAGGGCUACGCCACUUACCCCGCGCCCGCACCCCCUGCGCCUACGCUUCAGCAACAGAAUUACGACACUUCCCUGCCCGCCGACGAUAUAUUCCACCCGGAGGAAAUCUUCCAACUAGACCAACCUAUAAGGCUAGACUUUCCUAUGGAAGAAACUACACUAGAAUCACCUCCCACCUUCGCGGAUCUUAACAACGACAACUCUAGACCGGAAGACGCGUACUGGUUGGACUGGCAGAGAGCAGCGGGUGGUUCGGAGUCGAGUGAGACGCCCUCGCCGGAACUUUUCGGCAACAGCUACCAGCAUCCCGAGGCGUACUGUGAACAACAAUCGUACCCACACCAAAUGUACUACCCAGAAGAGGCGCAGUACUAUCCUACUGAAAGCUGCCGGGAGUCCCCCGUCAUGGAUAUGCAGGAGCAGCGCUUCUAUAGAUACGGUCAGGACUGCGCUCAGAACAACAUGGAGAUGCAGGCCUGGCAGUACUCAGACUGUGCCUUCGCGUCACACUUCGAUGUCCAACACACGCAAGGAGUUAACAAUUUUGGUGGUCUAUUAUAAUGUUAGUAAUAAUAGACUAAAGCGCGUGGUGCAACGUGAUAGAAGUCCUAAGGUCUG
Messenger RNA from Papilio machaon (common yellow swallowtail), 1522 nucleotides. RefSeq names its product transcription factor glial cells missing 2. NCBI's taxonomy places the organism in Eukaryota, Metazoa, Arthropoda, Insecta, Lepidoptera, Papilionidae. Bases 134 to 1465 code for a protein of 443 amino acids. Gene Ontology annotation, biological process: gliogenesis; regulation of transcription by RNA polymerase II. Gene Ontology annotation, cellular component: nucleus. The transcript is spliced from 4 exons. Gene Ontology annotation, molecular function: RNA polymerase II cis-regulatory region sequence-specific DNA binding; DNA-binding transcription activator activity, RNA polymerase II-specific. The record is from RefSeq and is a predicted model, not a curated record.